Messenger RNA from Lathyrus sativus (Indian pea), 2055 nucleotides. NCBI's taxonomy places the organism in Eukaryota, Viridiplantae, Streptophyta, Magnoliopsida, Fabales, Fabaceae. The record is from the annotation of a GenBank genome assembly.
AUGUCAAGUGGUGGAUGCAGCAUAGUUUGGUUCAGAAGAGAUCUGAGGGUAGAGGAUAACCCUGCACUUGCAGCAGGUGUUAGAGCAGGUGCUGUGGUUGGUGUUUUCAUAUGGGCACCUGAAGAAGAAGGACAGUAUUACCCUGGUAGAGUUUCAAGAUGGUGGCUUAAGAACAGUUUGUCUCAUCUUGAUUCAUCUUUGAGGAAUCUUGGGACUCCUCUUGUUACCAAAAGAUCAACUGAUAGUAUUUCUUCUUUGCUUGAGGUUGUUAAGUCCACUGGAGCCACUCAAAUCUUUUUCAACCAUUUAUAUGAUCCAUUGUCACUCGUGAGGGAUCAUAGAGCGAAGGAAAUUCUAACGGCUCAAGGAAUUACGGUACGAUCGUACAACUCGGAUUUGUUGUAUGAACCAUGGGAUGUGAAUGAUGAACAUGGCCAACCAUUCACAACUUUUGAUUCUUUUUGGGAAAGAUGCCUUAGCAUGCCUUAUGACCCACAAGCACCUCUUCUCCCACCUAAAAGAAUUAUUCCAGGUGAUGUAUCAAGAUGUCCUUCUGAUACAUUGGUGUUUGAAGAUGAAUUAGAGAAAUCAAGCAAUGCGCUUCUUGCUCGAGCGUGGUCACCAGGGUGGAGCAACGCAAACAAGGCAUUGACGACAUUUAUAAACGGUCCACUGAUCGAGUACUCCGUGAAUCGCAGGAAAGCAGACAGCGCCACAACCUCAUUCCUCUCCCCACAUUUGCAUUUUGGAGAAGUUAGUGUCAAGAAAGUCUUCCAUCUCGUCCGAAUUAAGCAAGUGUUUUGGGCGAACGAAGGAAACAAAGCCGGCGAAGAAAGUGUUAACUUGUUUCUCAAGUCAAUUGGUCUUCGAGAGUAUUCAAGGUACAUCAGUUUCAACCACCCUAAUAGUCACGAAAGGCCACUACUUGGACACCUUAAGUUUUUCCCUUGGGUGGUCGAUGAAGGAUAUUUUAAGGCUUGGAGACAAGGAAGGACAGGUUACCCUUUGGUGGAUGCUGGAAUGAGAGAGUUGUGGGCUACAGGUUGGCUUCAUGAUCGAAUACGCGUUGUCGUUUCGAGUUUCUUUGUGAAGGUUUUGCAGCUUCCUUGGAGAUGGGGGAUGAAAUAUUUUUGGGAUACCCUUUUGGAUGCUGAUCUUGAAAGUGAUGCUCUUGGUUGGCAGUAUAUAUCUGGUACUUUACCCGACGGUCGUGAGUUCGACAGAAUUGAUAAUCCACAGUUUGAGGGAUACAAAUGUGAUCCGAACGGAGAAUAUGUGCGACGCUGGCUACCGGAACUUGCAAGACUACCGACUGAAUGGAUACAUCAUCCUUGGAAUGCACCAGAAUCAGUUCUCCAAGCUGCAGGUAUUGAACUUGGCUCAAACUACCCUCUUCCGAUUGUGGAAAUAGAUGCAGCAACAGUGAGACUGGAAGAAGCACUUAUUCAAAUGUGGCAACUAGAAGCAGCUUCAAGAACUGCAGCCGAAAACGGAACCGAAGAAGGUCUCGGAGAUUCGACAGAAUCCGCCCCUAUUGCUUUUCCUCAAGACAUACAAAUGGAGGAAAGACAUGAACCUGUUAGGAACAAUCUGCCUCACGGUACCAGGCGCUACCAAGAUCAAAUGGUACCAAGUAUGACUUAUUCUAGAGUGAGAGUGGAAGACGAAGAAACUUCUUCGGUUCGAAACUCGGCAGGCGACAGCAGAGCUGAAGUGCCAACUAAUGCAAAUGCACAGCAAAAUGGACGGGAACCAAUGGACCAAGGAAUGUUGCAGAAUGUAAAUAGAAACACUAGACAACGGCGAAAUAACACUACAACUACAACUACGUUUUGGCUGAGAAAUACAGCGGAAGAUUCAACAGCAGAAUCUUCGAGUAGUACGAGGAGAGAAAGAGACGGAGGUGUAGUUCCGGAGUGGUCGCCACAGGCUUCUAACUUCUCAGAUCAAUUUGUAGAUGAUGAAAAUGGUAUAGGAGCCACUUCACCUUACUUGCAGAGGCAUCCACAGUCUCACCAAAUGAUGAGUUGGACACGCCUACCUCAAACUGGAUAA